AUGCCUCGAAUCCUCAAAGUAGCAGCUGCACAAGUCGGUGCUGUUCAUCGCGACGCCGACAGACAAGAGACACUAUUUCGUCUAAUCUCCCUCCUCGACCAAGCAGCUUCUCAAAAAGUGCAACUGGUCCUCUACCCCGAAUGCACAUUUACAACAUUCUUCCCCCGCCACCUCUUUACCUCUCAAUCAGAACUAGACACAUACUUUGAACACAACGACGACCUCCUUUCUUCUCCCUCUACUGCCCCUCUGUUCCAAAAAGCUGCCGAGUAUGGUAUCGAUAUCAGCGUCGGUUUUGCCGAACGCACAGAAGAUGGCACAGGCUAUAAUACCUGCAUCUACUUUUCCGCAAGCCAAGGCAAAAUAAUCAACAAAUACCGCAAAGUACACCUGCCUGGCACCGUCGAACCCUUCAGCGAUCCAGAAGCUGUAAACCAACUCGAAAAACGCUACUUUACACCUGGAAACCUCGGCUUCCCUGCUUUCCGCGCUCCUAAUCUUUUGCCUUCCUCUAGCAUCACUACAAAGCAAUCUUCAGGUACCACAGGAUUAGUGGAGAGAAAAGAAGAGCAAGGAAAAGGCGAUCCGGUGUUGGGAAUGAUGAUCUGUAACGAUCGUCGCUGGCCAGAAGUUUGGAGAUCUUAUGCUCUUCAAGGAGCAGAACUCCUUCUCCUAGGCUACAACACCGUAGCACACAAUGAACAACUGAUACGUAGAAACCAACAAACAGGCAAAUUAGUACAACAAUCAAACUCAUACAUGAACUCCCUCUUCAGCAUCUCCGCCGCCCGCUGCGGUCUAGACGAUAACCACUACAAUCUAAUCUCCGGCUCUGCAAUAAUAAACCCAGAAGGCCAUGUCCUCGCCGAAUCAACCACAAAAGAUGACGAACUCGUCGUUGCAGAAAUCGACUUGGAGGAAUGUAGACAAGGAAGGGAGAAAACAUUUGAUUUUGGUAGACAUAGGAGAACGGAGGCUUAUGCAAGGAUUGUGGACCAAGUGGGGGUUGUGGAGCCGGAGCUUUUGUAG
Molecule: messenger RNA, 1029 nt
Organism: Aureobasidium subglaciale EXF-2481
Lineage: Eukaryota; Fungi; Ascomycota; Dothideomycetes; Dothideales; Saccotheciaceae
Exons: 2
Coding region: 1-1029 (342 amino acids)
Molecular function (GO): hydrolase activity, acting on carbon-nitrogen (but not peptide) bonds, in linear amides
Source: RefSeq, a predicted model, not a curated record